AUCGAAGUAAAUAAAAACUACCACAAAAUGUUCAAACUCUUGGUACUUUUUGCUCUUCUUGCCGUUGCCUUUGCUGCCCCUAAAGCUGCACCACAGUACUUUUAUUCCGGACUUUACGGAGGAUACAGUGGAUUAGGAUAUGGUUACGGAUAUGCUUCUCCAUACGCUUACACUGGAUAUGGAGGCUAUUACUUUUAAAUUUUAAUGUGAACCGCAUUUUUCAAUACAUUUUUAAGUUCA
This is a messenger RNA of Tribolium castaneum (red flour beetle), 240 nucleotides long. It is a transcript of the gene MFK8-4, whose product is annotated as prismalin-14. The transcript has 2 exons. The record is from RefSeq and is marked validated. Lineage: Eukaryota; Metazoa; Arthropoda; Insecta; Coleoptera; Tenebrionidae. Bases 28 to 198 code for a protein of 56 amino acids.